AUGCGCGAGUUCAGUUCCCUAAUUCUAGUGGGUACGGACAUUGGAUACUUUAGCACCUAUUUGAAUGCCGUCAAGAGUCAAGUCAUGGUGAUCGGUGUUUCAACUCCCCGGGAGCGUCAAUGCCAAUGUGGAGCAACACAUUCGUACGUUGCCACGGGAGCUGCGUCGACGCCGCCCAAAGCGACUGUCGGGUCUGACGUUGCCUACAAGUUGUUUGACACUUCCCCAAUGGUAAAGCUCGACACGUCACUGCUGCGCGGUAUCCUCGCAAGUUUGUCCAAUGUCGACCUGUGUGCCCCCCCCCAUGUGUCCAUGUUCGUCGGCCAACGCGCCGCACGCACCCGUUCACACAAGGGUGAAAAAGUGUGCGGCAUUCUACACUAA
Molecule: messenger RNA, 384 nt
Organism: Aphanomyces astaci
Lineage: Eukaryota; Oomycota; Saprolegniomycetes; Saprolegniales; Verrucalvaceae
Exons: 3
Coding region: 1-384 (127 amino acids)
Source: RefSeq, a predicted model, not a curated record